This is a messenger RNA of Lonchura striata (white-rumped munia), 2257 nucleotides long. Lineage: Eukaryota; Metazoa; Chordata; Aves; Passeriformes; Estrildidae. The record is from RefSeq and is a predicted model, not a curated record.
GCCGCUGGAAGGGGAGGGCGCAGCGCGGAGCGAGCUCAGGCGAGAGGCAGCGAGAGCCUCGGCAGCGACGAGGAGAAGCUGUUUAGUCAUCUCUCUAUAUAUACUUUCACAAUGAUGAUCACAUUCGCUGAUUGCUUCUGACUGCAAUUUAGAGAGGGAGUCGAGAGGCAGGCAGCACAGCUCACCUUUUAUCCCGAGGAGCGCCUGCUCCCCCUUCCUUCCCUUCCCCAGAUUUAGCCCUGCUUCUGGGCGCCGUGUCCUUCCCUUCCAGAUGGAACUGCCCUGACUCCCAGCCCGUCCCAGCAGCACCCCGAGCCUCGUCUCCAGUAACGCGGCCGGGCUCGUCAUGGCAGCAGGAGUGGCGGCGUGGCUGCCCUUCGCCAGGGCGGCCGCCAUAGGAUGGAUGCCAGUGGCCAACUGUCCCAUGCCACUGGCUCCGACGGAGAAGAACAAGAGGCAGGAUGAGCUGAUCAUCCUCAAUGUGAGUGGCAGGCGUUUCCAGACCUGGAGGACUACACUGGAGAGGUACCCGGACACUCUCCUGGGCAGCACGGAGAAGGAGUUCUUCUUCAACGAAGACACCAAGGAGUACUUCUUCGACCGGGACCCCGAGGUCUUCAGGUGCAUCCUCAAUUUUUACAGAACUGGCAAGCUGCACUACCCCAGGUACGAGUGCAUCUCUGCCUACGACGAAGAGCUCGCCUUCUACGGGAUCCUCCCCGAGAUCAUCGGGGACUGCUGCUACGAAGAGUACAAGGACAGGAAGCGGGAGAACGCGGAGCGGCUGAUGGAUGACAACGACUCGGAGAACAACCAGGAGGGCUCCAUGCCCUCGCUGAGCUUCCGGCAGACCAUGUGGCGAGCCUUCGAGAACCCCCACACCAGCACCUUAGCCUUAGUCUUUUACUACGUCACCGGGUUCUUUAUCGCCGUCUCUGUGAUCACCAACGUGGUGGAGACCGUGCCCUGCGGCACCGUGCCGGGGAGCAAGGAGCUGCCCUGCGGGGAGCGCUACGCCGUGGCUUUCUUCUGCCUCGACACGGCCUGCGUGAUGAUCUUCACCGUCGAGUACCUGCUGAGGCUCUUCGCGGCGCCGAGCCGCUACCGCUUCAUCCGCAGCGUGAUGAGCAUCAUCGACGUGGUGGCCAUCAUGCCCUACUACAUCGGCCUGGUGAUGACCAACAACGAGGACGUCAGCGGAGCCUUUGUCACGCUAAGGGUUUUCAGGGUUUUCAGGAUUUUCAAGUUCUCCCGCCAUUCCCAAGGCCUGAGAAUCUUGGGCUACACUUUGAAGAGCUGUGCCUCCGAGCUCGGCUUUCUCCUCUUUUCCCUCACUAUGGCAAUCAUCAUCUUUGCAACUGUGAUGUUUUAUGCGGAGAAAGGGUCCUCGGCGAGCAAAUUCACCAGUAUUCCUGCUUCCUUUUGGUACACUAUUGUAACCAUGACAACACUGGGCUACGGGGACAUGGUGCCCAAGACCAUCGCGGGGAAGAUCUUUGGCUCCAUCUGCUCGCUCAGCGGGGUGCUGGUCAUCGCCCUGCCCGUGCCCGUUAUCGUCUCCAACUUCAGCCGCAUCUACCACCAGAACCAGCGCGCCGACAAGCGCCGGGCGCAGAAGAAGGCGCGCCUGGCGCGGAUCCGCGUGGCCAAGACGGGCAGCUCCAACGCCUACCUGCACAGCAAGCGCAACGGGCUGCUCAACGAGGCCCUGGAGCUCCCGGGAUCCACCGAGGAGGAGCAGCACACGACUAAAGGCACCUCCUUAAUCGAGAGCCAACACCACCAUCUGCUGCACUGCCUGGAGAAAACCACGAACCACGAGUUCAUCGACGAGCAGCUGUUCGAGCAGAACUGCCUGGAGAGCUCCUUGCAGAACUACCCCUCGUCGCGGAGCCCCUCGCUGGGCAGCGCCCGCGGGCUGGGCACCUCGUGCUGCUCGCGGCGCCACAAGAAGAGCUCGCACCUGCCCAACUGCAGCGUGCCCGCCACGCGGCUGCGGAGCAUGCAGGAGCUCAGCACCAUCCACAUCCAGUGCAGCGAGCAGCCCUCGCCCAGCGCCAGCCGUUCCAGCCUCAACAUGAAGCCGGACGACGGGCUGAGGCCGAACUGCAAGGGCGCGCAGAUCACCACGGCCAUCAUCAGCAUCCCCACGCCGCCGGCGCUGACGCCCGAGGGCGAGAGCCGGCCCGGCCCGGGCAGCCCCGGCACGAACGCUCCCAGCGCGGCCGCCAGCGUCGUCAAGGUCUCCGCCUUGUGA